UUGAAAUGCCUAAAAGAGGCAGAGCAAGUUGGACGAAACAGUCGGUCCCCAUUACAACUCAUCCAAUACCUUUCCAUUUUUCUAAACCCCCCUUAUCACUAUUCCAAGAAAAAGUCUUCUCUUCCCAUUAACAAAAUUCUUCAUUCAUUCUUUGAUUUGCUCAACUUUUGAUUUUCAUCUAAUAUACGAUUCAAUUCAACAUUUUAUUCGCUCGAAUUCAAGUACAACAAUCUUUAGAAUAUGGCAGUUUCUCCUGAAGAAUCUUUCCCGCCAAGAAAACGGCGGCCGUCGGCGAACUCCUUCGUCGCCCCGAAUCUCUCCGAUCACAAUCUCCUCCAAUCACUUCUCCUCUUAUCAUCAGAAAUAUCAACUCUACAACCUUUACUAUUUCUCCUGAAAAAAAACACUUCCUCUAUAAUCAGGAAAUCAAAGCUUUUAUCAAUUUUGUUCGAGGAAAUUAACGGUAGAGAUUGUAGCAGUUCAAACGAUCCCACUACAUCACGACAUGUAACCGGCUUUCCACCGUCCGCGGUAUUAUGCUUCGACGAAUUGUACAUAGUUUUACAGCGAAUCAAAACUUUGCUUGAAGAUUGCCGUAAUUGUAGUAAGAUGUGGCUACUUAUGCAAAUUGAGGUGUUUUCUAAUGCUUUUCAUGAACUUACGCUUGAGCUGGCCAUUUUACUGGAUAUUCUUCCUGCUAAAAAGCUGAAACUGAACGACGACGUUCAGGAAUUGCUGGUUCUCGUUACGAAGCAGUGCUCGGAGAAUUCAGCUUAUGUUGAUCCAAAGGAUCAAGAUUUGCGAUCUCAAGUUGUUGAAAUGCUCGACAGGAUAGAACGAGAAAUCGUUCCUGAUCAAUCUAAAUUGGUGGAGAUUUUCGAUAAAUUGACUUUGCGUGAUUCUAUGAGUUGCAGGGAUGAAAUUGAGUUAUUGGAAGAAGAAAUUCAAAGCCAAACGGACGAGAAAUCGAAAUCUGGUAUCAUCGCAUUGAUCGGAUUUGUACGCUACGCUAAAUGCGUGUUGUACGGUGGUUCCACGCCGAGAACCAAUUCCCGGCGGCGGCGGGCGGCGGGGGAUGUUAGUGUUCCGGCGGAUUUUCGGUGUCCGAUUUCGCUUGACUUGAUGAGAGACCCUGUGGUGGUCUCCACGGGACAAACAUACGACCGCAGUUCAAUAACCCUUUGGUUCGAAUCGGGUCAUACCACGUGUCCUAAAACGGGUCAAACCCUGACCCACACGGAAUUAACUCCAAAUUCAGCGUUGAAGAAUUUGAUAGCUAUGUGGUGCAGAGAACAGAAAAUUCCGUUUGAGUCAACGGAGUUGAACGUUAAAUCUAACGGUAUUGUUACCAACAAAACGGCAUUGGAAGCCACGAAAAUGACAGUGUCAUUUUUGAUCAACAAGCUGAAGGCGUCGCAAUCUGUUGAAACGGCUAAUCGGCUUGUUCAUGAGCUUCGCGUCCUAGCCAAGACGGACUCGGAUAGCCGAGCCUGCAUUGCGGAAGCUUCAGCUUUGCCGUUAUUGGUUAAGCUCUUAGGUUUGGAGUAUCCGAGCCUACAAGUUAACGCCGUUACAACAAUUCUCAAUCUGUCAAUUCUUGAAGCGAACAAGACGAGGAUAAUGGAAACAGACGGAGUUUUAAACGGAGUUAUUGAAGUGUUACGAUCAGGUGGCACGUGGGAGGCAAAGGGAAACGCGGCAGCAACCAUUUUUAGCUUGACAGGUGUACCGGCUUACAAGAAGAAAUUGGCUCGGAAGACACGUGUCGUGAAGGGAUUGAUGGAUUUAGCGCGCGAGGGGCCCACAAAUUCGAAGAGGGACGCCUUAGUGGCAAUUUUGAACUUGGUGGGAGAUAGGGAGGCAGUUGGGAAGUUGAUUGAAGGCGGGGUGGUUGAAAUGGUGGCGGAGAUUAUGGAUGGACUAAUGGAAGAGGCAGUGACGAUUCUUGAAGUGGUGGUGAAGAAGGGUGGAUUGGUGGCUGUAGCGGCCGCGUAUCCGUUGAUUAAAAAACUGGCCAUAGUAUUAAGGGAUGGCACGGAUAGAGCUAGAGAAAGUGCAGCCUCGACACUGGUGAACAUGUGCCGGAAAGGGGGAUCAGAUAUGGUGGCAGAGUUGGCGGCGGUUCAAGGGAUUGAGAGGGUGAUUUGGGAAAUAAUGGGAACGGGAACAGGGAGGGCUAGAAGAAAAGCAGCAACAUUGUUGAGAGUUCUAAGGAGAUGGGCUGCUGGAUUGGAUGCAGAAGUGGCAUCAGGGGCUUAUUCAGAUGUGAAUAUGAAUACCACUUCAACCAGAAUAGUAUUGCCAGCAACGGUUGUACCGGUGAGGCUCAAGCUUGUGUUUCCAAAAAUAGUAUUGCUUCAUUGAGGCUCUUCCAUACCUCCCAAAGUAAUAUCGCAAUCCUGACUGUAUUUGACAACGAGGGAAAGCAUACAAAAGAGCAGGAAGCUGUACUUCAUUGGACACCCUUAAUCCAGAUGAGAAAACUUUGGAUCUCUUGAAUUCUUCAUUUACCAUCUUCUACAAUAGUCAUUAAACAGAUCCAGUUCAUAGACAAUAGAGAUAUAUAAUGUUGUCCCAUCAUGUCAACCUUUCCUUGGGAUGUAGAAAGUACAUUAUUGUGCAUAAGAAAUUCCAGAAAUGCAGAUGAUAACAAGAGUUCAAAGGAGGGUCAAACAAUAUGGGGGACCUUACAAGUCUUGGUACUGCUUUUUUAGUGUUUCUGGGCUGGUUCUUGAUGGGCCAACUUCGACAUAUAUAGCUAACACCAUAAUCACUUGAAGAAUGGAUUACUAAAGAAAGCCAUUUGACAACAAAAAAUUAAGUCUUCAUUAAUCAGUGAAGUCUCCUUGAACUUAAUCUAGUGUAAAUAUGUUUUGCACCAUCAGUGUAUAAGUACUCCUUGAACUUAAUUUAGUGUAAAUAUGUUUUGCACCAUUAGUGUAUACACUUAAAACUUCAGAUAGAAUUUACGACAAUGUAAAGAGUUUUUACACAUCAGUAAUAUUGUAUUUUUCACA
Nicotiana tabacum (common tobacco) is the source of this 3017-nucleotide messenger RNA. Its product is annotated as U-box domain-containing protein 16-like. The record is from RefSeq and is a predicted model, not a curated record. Lineage: Eukaryota; Viridiplantae; Streptophyta; Magnoliopsida; Solanales; Solanaceae. Gene Ontology annotation, biological process: protein ubiquitination. Gene Ontology annotation, molecular function: ubiquitin-protein transferase activity; protein binding.